Molecule: messenger RNA, 1452 nt
Organism: Heterostelium album PN500
Lineage: Eukaryota; Evosea; Eumycetozoa; Acytosteliales; Acytosteliaceae
Exons: 4
Coding region: 1-1452 (483 amino acids)
Biological process (GO): alkane catabolic process
Source: RefSeq, a predicted model, not a curated record
AUGAUUAUUUCCAAAUAUUUAUAUUUGUUUGGAAUUUUAUUUAUUUUAUCAACCUCAUUGCUAGUCAGUGGUCAGUCCUCUAGUGAGCCUCUUGGAACGACCACUGGUGAAGCUCAAGGAUCUUCUGGUGAAGCUCAAGGAUCUUCUGGUGAACUUUUUGAAUCGUAUGCUGCACCAAGAGUAAUCUUCACACAGUCUGACUCCCCACUAGGAAAGAUCCUUACUGACAUCUCACGUCGUACCGUGUACUACUUCCCCCAAGAGAAGCCUUUCCAACCAUCUAUUUGUUAUGACACUUGUGCUCAAAUUUGGCCACCUGUCUAUGGUGUACCUGAAGUCGCACAAGGAGUAGAUCUUGCCGGAACACUUGGAUACAGUAUUAGAAACGAUGGUACAAUCCAAUCCACUUAUGAAGGUUAUCCAUUGUAUUACUUUGUUGAUGACAAGAUUCCAGGACAGGUCAAAGGUGAAGGUCUUGAAAACACAUCAUAUGUAUUCCAUGAAGUUGGUUUAACUUUUAGAAGUACCAACCUCGGUAUAGUCUUGGUUGAUGAUAGUGGUAUGACAUUGUAUUAUGGAUCAAGAGGUAACUUCAAUUCAGAUCUUUUCACACCAGUCUUGGGUAUUCCACAAGGUGCUAAUGGAGUUGUUCUCCCUGGUACUAUGGGUUACAGAAGAAUGGAUAAUGGUCAAUUGCAAGUUAUGUACAAUGGAUGGCCACUCUACAGAUACAAAGGAGAUCUUGCCCCAGGACAGACCAACGGUAACAACGUCUAUGGAUUCUUUGCUCUUAAACAAGUCCAAGUCGAUACAAGAAUGGUCAAUACCGGUAAUACUCAAGUAACUCUAUUGCCAUGCGGUGGUGCCCAAACAUGUAGUCUAUCCAAUACCUGUGACAACGGUACUUCCUACACUCAAAACGGAAAGCAACUCACCAAGUACAACUGUGUCAUUGUUAACAAUGGUCCAAUUCCUGUAUACCAUAUGAACGGAACACUUGCCAAUUUCCAAAAUCUAUUGUCAAUCAACGGUCUCGCCACCAAGGAUGGUGUCCACUUUGAUUUCUACCCAGACCGAUCAAACUCACCGUUGUUAACUGGUUACGGUCAUCCAUGGAACUACGUUGUAAGUGGAGGAAAAGCAACCAGCAUUCUUGUUGAUGCCAGAGGAAUGACACUCUACACCUUUAAAAACGACAGACCAAACCAAGCAUCAACAUGUACCAGCCCACAAUGUAGCUCACUUUGGCCACCCUUCCUUGGAAUGCCAUCUGUAGUUAAUCACCAACAAUUAAAUGGUAAUUUAGGAUCACAAAUUAGAUUAGAUGGACAACUUCAAGCUACAUGGAACGGAAUGCCACUAUAUUUUUACACACCGGAUACUAAGCCAGGAGAUGCAAAGGGUGACGGUGUUGGUGGUGUUUGGGAUGUUGUAAAAGCAAUGAAAAUCUAA